AGAGAGAAGCCUGAGAGGGGAUAACCCUAACCCUAAGCCUAACAUGUUUAUUUAAGUUAGACAUCAACUGGAGAUUAAAGGAAAAAACGGUUGUACAACAGCGAGCGUCAAAAUGACAAACAAAAAUGACGAUGUAAUGAAUGAGAUCAGUUCUUCCUUUAAAAAUAAGGAAGACAUGAUAGCGUUGCUGAAGGCUCUUUUCGUGCAUGGAUAUUCUGACCAUCCCUUUGACAUAUUGCCAGGUAUGUCCACAGAGGAGCAACAUGCUGCAAUUUCAUCAACAUUCCAGCGCAUCGAGAAUGCUGUUAAAGAUAGACCUUUAAUGGUUAAUUGGCUACAGAGCAAAUUAUUCGAAGACAAUGAUUGCAAAGUGCCUCUGGCACUGCUGUUUAUCCAAUUGUAUGAAGAGCGUUCAUCGCUUGAUCAGGAGAAAACAAAAUGUAACUUUAGGGAAAUAUACCACUUUCUUUACAAAAUAACGAUGAAUCAACUCCCGCCGCGGCUCUCGCAGAAAUCUGCUAAGAUUCUGCAUAGAUUGUUGUCAGAAAUAAUAGAGGAGGUGUGGCCAAAUGCACAGCGAGAGCUUGUGAACUAUCUAACCAAAGUGCAAAGUUUCAACAGGCCAGGAAUGAGAAAAGUAUAUUCGAGAAAAAGAGAACGAAACGACGCCGAAAACGAAAGAGCAAGCAAACGGAGGAACUUGUACCUUAGCAACGAAAGUAUUGACCUGGGCUCCGACGUCCUCUAACAAUGUGCCAUCGCGAACCUAAUAACGUAAUGCAAAAAGAAAAAGGAAACGAAAUAAAAAUGUGAUAUUUUAAGAAAAAUAAAAAUUAAUAAAACCUGA
Molecule: messenger RNA, 847 nt
Organism: Linepithema humile (Argentine ant)
Lineage: Eukaryota; Metazoa; Arthropoda; Insecta; Hymenoptera; Formicidae
Source: RefSeq, a predicted model, not a curated record